This is a messenger RNA of Neocloeon triangulifer, 2574 nucleotides long. RefSeq names its product matrix metalloproteinase-2-like. Gene Ontology annotation, cellular component: extracellular matrix. The record is from RefSeq and is a predicted model, not a curated record. Gene Ontology annotation, molecular function: metalloendopeptidase activity; zinc ion binding. Lineage: Eukaryota; Metazoa; Arthropoda; Insecta; Ephemeroptera; Baetidae. Gene Ontology annotation, biological process: collagen catabolic process; extracellular matrix organization; proteolysis. The transcript has 12 exons. The coding region runs from base 149 to 1960 and encodes 603 amino acids.
AUGUGACUGAACUGUGGCGGUCAGGCGGCAACACCCGGAGGACUGCUGCGUCCGAGAACAGACACCGGUCUCAUGCCAACCGGCAAACUGUUAUGCCCAAUACUUAAUUAGUCCUCUCUGGCAUAAUUUUUUUCUCACACUCGGGAAAAUGCUGUGCACAAAUCAGUCCAUUUCGGCCGGUGACUUUCGGCUCGGCUUCCGGCUGCUGCUGUUUGCAGUGCUCCUGGUCUCGCCAGCAUGUGUAGCUCGACCUUCAUACAUCGAUGAGAGUGUGCAUAAAAAGUUGAUGCAGUUCGGGUAUCUGCCACAAUCCAACCUUGAGACUGGAGAGCUGCGACAUGAAGAUGAUGUGAUAAAAGGACUUAUGGAGAUGCAGAAAUUUGCUGGAAUUCCAGCCACUGGAAAGAUGGACAAGGCCACAGUAAAACUUUUGGACACUCCGAGGUGCGGACUUCCGGACAAGGAGGACCGCGGCUUCCGAAGCAAGCGGUACGUCAAGCAGGGAUCAUCUUGGAAGCAACACAAAUUGACUUGGACUUUGAAGACUCUUCCUAGAAAACGAGGCUUGGAUUCACAAGUCCACACAGUGAGACAAGAAUUGUCCUACGCUUUCAAACUGUGGCAGAAGAAUUCAAAACUAUCUUUUGAAGAGGUGCACGAAUCAGUCCAGGCUGACAUCUUGGUUGGAUUUUUUGAGACAAGGCACGGCGACAAUUAUCCUUUCGAUGGUGAGGGCCAAGUAUUGGCGCACGCUUUCUUCCCUGGACCGGGAAUCGGCGGCGACGUCCACUUUGACGAGGCGGAAAUGUGGAAUUUGUACGGUGGCCCCAAAAAUGAUAGAGCUGACAAUAGCACUAGGAAUUCAGGUGCCAGUUUCUUCUUUGUCGCUGCUCAUGAAAUCGGCCAUGCCCUUGGUUUGUCACACUCGUCGGAAAAACAGGCCCUCAUGUACCCUUGGUACGUCGGCUCAAAUGCCACCCCCAGCACUUACGAAUUGCCCUGGGACGAUAAGAUCGGCAUUCAGGAAAUAUAUGGUGUUGUGGAGAAGGACAGGUGGGGACCAAUGCCAACCCCAUCGUUUGGAAAAGAAACAACCAGAAGACCACCAGUCAUGACAACGAGAAAACCAAGCCCCGGCAAACCAACUCAGAAGCCAGAGCAUCCAGAACACCCUGUCCAGCCCAAACCUACUAAGCCGUUGAAGCCUGACACUUGUGAUACUAGCUAUGAUGCGAUUACCUACUUUAGAAAUUCAGAACUAUGGAUCUUCAAAGGAGAGUACUUCUGGAGAGUCAAAGUGAGUAAAGACAAUCAAGGUUCAGAGAAAGGCCUGGGUGUCUGGGAAGGUUAUCCCCUGCGGAUAGACUCGAGUCUUCAAAACUUUUGCCACCACACAAUUAAGCACGUCGAUGCAGUUUACACCAGACAAAGUGACGGUGCACUUGUUUUCUUCCAAGGAAAGCAGUUCAUCGUUUGUUCUGGGAGAGAAAAUUCAAGAGCCGAGGUCAGACCGUUGACUUAUUUGGGACUGAACGAAACCGUUGAAAAAGUGGACGCUGCGUUUGUCUGGGGACACAACGGCAAGACUUAUCUUUUCAGCGGAAAUUCUUACUGGAGAAUUGACGACGAUACUGGAAAAGUUGAAUUGGACUACCCGAGGGACAUGAGCAUGUGGAGCGGCGUGGGUUACAAUAUCGAUGCUGCAUUCAAAUGGAAAGACGGUCACAUUUACUUCUUCAAGGGAAAGAGUUAUUGGAAAUUCAACGAUAUGACUAUGAAAGUGGCGCAUGAAAAACCAAUGCUGUCAGCCCCGUUCUGGAUGGGUUGUCCGAGACGGUUAGAGGAGCCACUGAAUGCCAGGCAGGAACCGGUGACAGCUGCAGCUGUUUCUGUUAAGGACAAAAUGUGGUUGACUUUGGCCUUGUUGUGCCUCGUUUCGAAGUUCUCGUUCCUUCCUUGAGAAGCAGAAUCUCUCCACAUAAAAAUUGAUGUGAUAAUCUCAUCUUAAUUGAAAAUGGAUUCAAUAAUUUAGGGAAUAAGUGAUAUGUUGCAAUUUUGUUGUUAAGAUAUUUUAUAUAUAUUUCUCCAAUUUGGCCAUUUUAUUUAAUCACCCACUUAACAUUACAAGUGAUAUAUAUCUGAUUUUUUAAAUAAUUAUAUAUUAUCUGAAAAUUUAAAUUUUAAUCUGGUACUUUGUAAGUAGGUGAGGCCAACUUGAAAUUUAAGAUUGUUUAAAAAAAUCUGACAUGCAUGUUUGAUCUCACUCUGUGGAAUUUUUAUAUACUUUGAUGACUUAUGAGAGAAAGGAAAGAGCGGGACACUUCGAGACUAAAAAAUAAUCUGUGCCAGUAAAUUUAUAGUAAUUUAUGAUAUUCUAACCUAAAGCAUUAUAAUGGCAUUUAAAGUGUUGGAAAAAUAAAACAUGAUGUAAAAUUUUUUCAUGGCAAAGUGUAAUGAGCAAGACUGCCACAAAUUGAAACUACUCGACCAUACUAUGCAUAUUUCAUUUAAUUUUGGCUCAACAGUAAUAAACUUUAAUCUUUUUCAAUGAAAAUAAAUUUUGUUUUUGCGAAA